Messenger RNA from Penicillium brevicompactum, 789 nucleotides. Its product is annotated as DUF3716 domain-containing protein. NCBI's taxonomy places the organism in Eukaryota, Fungi, Ascomycota, Eurotiomycetes, Eurotiales, Aspergillaceae. The transcript has 2 exons. Bases 1 to 789 code for a protein of 262 amino acids. The record is from RefSeq and is a predicted model, not a curated record.
AUGUCCGAAGCUGAUCUUACCGGACCGGCUGAAGGCCAUGAGCCAUCUAUCAUUGUCGUUCCAGACUCGGGAACUACCAGAAUCGGAGAAGAUAUGAUACUCGAGCCUCCCCGUACCGGUCGAAACAUAAUUCCCCCGGGUCCAUGGGUACAGACCUUGAUGGAUAGUGACAGCUUCGGUUCCGCCGGAAGACCCAAUCGCCCCAGAUCAGCACUGGUACGAGAUCUUAGACUCUUGCCAAGCCUACGUGAGCCGUUUCUACGAGACAGUCGCGCGAUGACAGCUUCAGCGUUAUUUUAUUUUUUGCAAUCAAAGCCGGCAAACGUUGAGAGCGGCCUGAUGACUGUCGUGGGUGCUGAAAUGCCACUUGAAGAAGAGUGCAUCCAUUGCAAGAUGCUAAAGGGCCCAUGGGCGAGAUGUGUUGUGGUACAGGGCCAACCUGGUAGGGGAUUGGCAUGCAACAACUGCCACCAACUGCGUCGGGGUUCACGGUGCGAGCACUAUGUCGCCCCGCAUCCCGAUACUGCUGAAAUACCCCAACCACAACGGCGUCAGACUCAAACUCGACAAGACGAUGAAGCAUCCUCAGACCGCCGCGCCUGGAUUCUUGAUUUUGAACACAUGGGAGACCGCAUCGAGGUGGUCAAUAGACGCAUCCUUGGCCUUUUGGAUGCGCAUGAAGACCGUGAUGUGCAGGGCCAUGAUAUUCGAGAGCUUCGCCGCAUGGUUCAGCGUCUACAAGAUGCAUACCGCGAUCUCGUACGCCGCCGAGCUGAGAUGGAUAUGUGA